Molecule: messenger RNA, 1038 nt
Organism: Echinostoma caproni
Lineage: Eukaryota; Metazoa; Platyhelminthes; Trematoda; Plagiorchiida; Echinostomatidae
Source: the annotation of a GenBank genome assembly
AUGGAAGGCAUUCGAAAUCCUCGGCGUAUAAGUGCAAGUAAAGAAUCACGCUUAGCUUUGUUGUCGAAACUGCGCGAGGCAAAAGAAAGAGGUGAACGGCUCGUAAUCGCUCGCCUCAAUCCGGAUAUACGGGCAAGUGAAACAGCUCCACUACGACCGGCUGUUGGUCGUGAUAUACGCAGCUUAUUCGCAGCCACUUCAGCUCAGUCGUUGGUAAAAAAGCGCAAGGAACCAGUGAAUGCGCCGGUGGAUCCGAACCUGGAUGAUUUACUUGCGGAGCUGGAAACGACAGGAGACUCCUCCGUUCCAAUUGAUGACAAUUACUUGAAUCGACCGCGAAAAUCGCGAUCACGAAGUACCAUUCCGUCGCAUCAGACCAAUUCAGCCGAUCGUGUGGUUCCCGCUCUAGAUAAGCGUUUAAGUACAACCGUAACGGAAUCAGGCCCGACUAAACGACAGCGCCACCGGGACCCAGAUAGUCCUGAAAACUACCCUGGCACGAUCAACCAACCUCAGCGUGUGAGUCAUUCACGAAAACCAUUUUCCUCCGGUGCGCAGACUCAAAGUAGGACCCAAGUCACCACAGCCACGGCGAAAAAAUCGAAGACAGGCGGUAAUAGUCCUCCAUCUAGUGUGUCUCUUUAUGACGACGAUCAUGGCGAUGACAUCACUCCGUGUUCUGCGUAUAAGGAAUCACCGACCACGGAUGCAAUAGACAUAUCAGGAAUGGAUUUCGAUGAGGAAUUCAGUGAGCCCCUACCAUCAUCGAAGUCUAGNCCGGUCAUAGAAUCGACAUCGAUGCCUCCUGACUCGCCAAGACGUGUUUCAUCCAAUUCGCCUCGCACAAAACUCAAACCCGAGUGUCCUGCCAGUUGGUUGGCUGCUGAAGCUUCAAACAGCUUGCCUAAUUCGGAGAUCAAGUGGGAGGAAGACGAAUUUGAAGCAAACGUUCCACUGUUCCCUUCCACAGAUGCGACCAGUGUUCAUUUUUAUUGGUUCGAUGCAUAUGAAGAUAUGCGACUUCAACCAGGUACUUAA